AUGGAAGCAACAGUUUUUACUCCAAUAAAUGCAUCUUCCUUUUCGCGUCAUUUUUCUAUACCUUAUGAACAAGUAAAAGAUCAACGAUGUCCGGAAGUAACUAUUGCUGUAAAUCCGCAUAUAGGAUGGUAUAAAUCAAGUGCUGACCGUAAAAUGUUUCCGUUUCUCAGUACAAAGAAUCCAAUCGAACCAGAUAUCAAAGCAGAGGAUUGUAUUUUAUACAAGAUGGUAACAAAUUAUGAGGAUGUAUUUUAUUGCCGUCGUACACCUGAAAACGAAUCAAUACGUCUGCUGUACUGUUCUCAUGCUUUAAAUCAUUCGCUUAGGUGUCAAACGCUUGUAUCGAGGAAUAAUGAAAAAGAAAAACAAUUUGGUGCAUCUGAUUCUUUACGAGAUCAAGGAUUUCACCGGGCACGUACUCUUAUUUUAGCACCAACUAAAGAAGCGGCUAGGCGAAUAGUUCAUACAUUUUUCCAUUUAAUGCCUAAAGGCUCCACAGUAAGUCACCGACGUCGUUUUGAACGAGAUUUUGGUCCACAACCUGGAGAUACCGACAAAGAGAAGAAAAAGGGUAGAAAACCUAAAGAUUAUGAAGAAUGGUUCAGUGGUAAUUCAAGUGACAAUUUUCGUAUUGGUAUGGCAUUUUCUAAAAAGUCUGUAAAGUUGUAUUCUGCAUUCCGUGAUUCCGAUAUAAUUCUAGCUUCUCCUUUGGGAAUUAAAACUGUUAUCGAUGACGAAGUAGAGAAAGAAGCUGAUGUUCAAUAUAUCAUAGCAUCUAUCGAAUUGUUGAUUAUCGAUCAAGCUGAAGUGUUAUUAAUGCAAAAUUGGGCUACUGUACAACAGAUUGUCUCUUUACUCAAUCAACGUCCAACUGUUCCUGUGUUUGCAUCAGCUGCACGUAUUCGAUUAUGUUACUUAGCUGGUUAUGGUAAACGUUAUCGUCAAACUCUACUAUUCUCUGCCGUAUCAAAUUUUUUGAUCACAUUAUUAUCAGGUGAAUGUGAAAAUUUUCAAGGCAUGAAUUAUAUACCGCCAUUAUCACAUUACCCUGAUUUGUAUCCAACAUUUUUACCCGAUUGGGUACGUGUUCCUGGACUGAAAGCAUCUAUUCGAACUGGACAGAAACGUCAACAUUCAGAUAUGAAUGCUAUAAAGGAAGAAGAUAAAUCAUUAACAAAUUAUAACUUCAAGUUACAUUUAAUUUCAUUUGUAGUUCCUGGACAAAUUUCUGUUAAAUCAUCUUGUACAAAAUUGCUUAGUAAAAAUAAUCAAUCAGAUUCAGACGAUGAGAUAGAAAUAUCACCUAAGACAACAACUGAUAAUUCUCUUCAUUGCCUUUCGAAUUCCUUAAAAAUAGAUUCAUCAACAAAUUCACUAUUAUUAUCUACUAAAACACUUGGAUUCACUGAUUACGCAUAUUUAUCAGGACGUAAUGUUUCUAUAGCCCGAUUAAAUGCCUUUAAACAACGAAUAUUACCUAGGCUACGCCGAGGUUCAGAUCCUCGUGUUCUUAUAUAUGUGACAGAUUUCUACGAUCUUGAAGAAUUGCGCCAAAUUUUACUUGCUGAAUCUUUGGAUUUUUGUUGUAUUAAUGAAUAUACAGAAGACUCAGAAGCUGAACGAUUUCGUACCUUGUUUGGUGAUGGUCGUAUUCGUAUUUUGUUAAUAACUGAGCGCUAUUACUUCUUUCGAAGGCGAAAAAUUCGUGGUCCUCAAACAUUUAUUUUUUAUGGUCCACCAACAUUUCCAUGGUUUGUCAAGGAAUUAUACGAUUUCCGACAUUUAGAAAGCGAAAUACAAUACAAUAUGACUAUACUCUAUUGUCAUCCGAUAGAAACUCAUACUGUAUCUAUGAUAACUGGUUCAGUAGAAUUUUAA
Schistosoma curassoni is the source of this 1878-nucleotide messenger RNA. The record is from the annotation of a GenBank genome assembly. NCBI's taxonomy places the organism in Eukaryota, Metazoa, Platyhelminthes, Trematoda, Strigeidida, Schistosomatidae.